GAAGCUGCAGCUGCAGCUAAGCAAAAUUUUUUAGCCAAUAUGUCUCAUGAAAUUCGUACGCCUAUGAACGCUGUUAUUGGAAUGUCCCGUAUAUUAAUGGAGAGUGAUUUACCAACUGAGUUAUAUGAUUGUGCGGAAACAAUUGAAUCUUCAGGUAAUCAUCUUAUGGCACUUAUUGAUGAUAUUUUAGACUAUUCAAAGAUUGAAUCCGGAAAGCUUUCACUCGAAAAACGAAUUUUAGACUUGGUAUUUGUAAUUGAAAGUGCUGUAAAGCUUGUCGCUCCCACAUUCUUAGAUAAAGGGUUAACUCUGUGGUACGAAAUUGAUCCUAAUAUACCAAUUCAUAUUUAUGGUGACUUGGUACGCUUACGUCAAGUUAUUUUUAAUUUACUGUCGAAUGCUCUUAAGUUUACAAAAAUGGGCUACGUUCGUAUUUUAGUUGAAAUGGGACAACAGCAAGAAAAGGAAGACGAUAAUAUAAUUUCUCUUUUAGUCUCUGUAACAGAUACUGGUAUUGGUAUCCCGAAGGACAAACAAAACAAACUUUUCCAAUCGUUUUCUCAAGUAGAUGCAUCUACGACGCGUAAGUUUGGCGGUACUGGGCUUGGCCUAGCUAUUAGUCAACAGUUAUGUCGUAUGAUGGGGGGUGAUAUGGUAAGACGAUUUUGGGUUGAAUCUGAAGUUGGGAGGGGCUCAACAUUCAAAUUUCAGGUUUUAUUAGAGAAGCAAGUAAAUAGUUUAACCUAUAAAGAACAAAAUCAUCUUUAUAGAUAUCAUAAAACACAGCAUUUUACAUUUUCAGAAAUUAAUUUAACUUUGUCUGAUAUUUUAUCAAAUAAGACAACAUUACUUGUAGAUGAUAACCCAAUAAACCAAAAGGUGUUAUCGAGGAUGUUGAGUAAGAUGGGUCUCAAACCACAGAUUGCACAAAAUGGACGAGAGGCCUGUGAGCUAGUAUCAAAAUCAAAAGUAGAUCUUAUCUUUAUGGACAUUUGGAUGCCAGAAAUGAAUGGACUUGAGGCUACAAAAUGGAUAAGAGACAUGAAUAAAACGGAUGGUAAUAAUCCAUACAUCAUAGCAAUGACAGCAUGUGUGAUGGCAGGUGAUCGAGAAAAAUGCAUAGAAGCUGGUAUGAAUGGAUAUGUCAGUAAACCAGUACGCAAAGAAGAGUUAGAAGCAGCGUUGUGUAUGUAUAUUCAUACACAAAUUAAUAACUUAGUAGUACCCAAUGAUACAAUAUGA
Messenger RNA from Cokeromyces recurvatus, 1242 nucleotides. RefSeq names its product histidine kinase-like ATPase. NCBI's taxonomy places the organism in Eukaryota, Fungi, Mucoromycota, Mucoromycetes, Mucorales, Mucoraceae. Bases 40 to 1242 code for a protein of 400 amino acids. The transcript is spliced from 6 exons. The record is from RefSeq and is a predicted model, not a curated record. Gene Ontology annotation, molecular function: phosphorelay sensor kinase activity. Gene Ontology annotation, biological process: phosphorelay signal transduction system; phosphorylation.